AUGGCAAACCCAUCAGGCCUUAGCUCCCCGACAUCGCGCUCCGAAGCCUCGUCGCCGAGACCUAAAUUUGAUUCUGAUCUUCUCAAAACCUACAUCAAACGGCUUCUGCCAUUAACGCUACAAUCCGCUAGAUGGCCAGAAGCAAAGGAUCGUGAUCAAGUGAAGAGCUGGAUGAAGGAGAUUGGGGAGAGGGUGAAGGGAAGGAUGAUGGAAAUACAACCAAAGGGGUUUAAGUAUAUCGUGUUGACUCAAAUAAACGAGAAUUUAGGACAAGGAGGAAGGGCGGAUAUGGUAGGUCACUGGGAAGAUUCCGACACCGUCUCACAAGAGGUUUUCGUUAAUGACUCUCUGAUAUGUAUAUGCAUCGCGUUUGCUAUACGAACCCAUUGA
This is a messenger RNA of Marasmius oreades (fairy-ring Marasmius), 390 nucleotides long. RefSeq lists its product as uncharacterized. NCBI's taxonomy places the organism in Eukaryota, Fungi, Basidiomycota, Agaricomycetes, Agaricales, Marasmiaceae. The transcript is spliced from 4 exons. The record is from RefSeq and is a predicted model, not a curated record. The coding region runs from base 1 to 390 and encodes 129 amino acids.